Messenger RNA from Saitoella complicata NRRL Y-17804, 2129 nucleotides. RefSeq lists its product as uncharacterized. NCBI's taxonomy places the organism in Eukaryota, Fungi, Ascomycota, Saitoellomycetes, Saitoellales, Saitoellaceae. The transcript has 2 exons. The record is from RefSeq and is a predicted model, not a curated record. Gene Ontology annotation, biological process: fungal-type cell wall (1->3)-beta-D-glucan biosynthetic process. Gene Ontology annotation, molecular function: 1,3-beta-glucanosyltransferase activity. Gene Ontology annotation, cellular component: cytoplasm; fungal-type cell wall. Bases 282 to 2108 code for a protein of 608 amino acids.
CGCUGACCCCCAUGACCCACCGCCAAGACACAACCCAGCUGUCCGAAGUAUACUCGAUUCCCCCAUUCGACGGUGCUGCGCCUCCGUGCUAAGCUUUUAGGCGAAUGACUAAGCGAGUGCGGUGCAGCAGCAGGUGUUUGGGCGCGCGCGCGUGAGGGAGCGAGGCUUAGCUGUGUUUGUUUGGGGUUGUACGGAGGGUUAAUAAUAAGAGGAGCACUCCCCCCUCUCUUUCUUGGUAGCAUACACCGUCGCUUCUCUUCCUUCGUUUUUCGUUGUUCAGCAUGCGAUUCUCCCUCCUCGCCGCCGCGGCGACAGGCCUCCUAACCGUCGCCUCCGCCCUCAACCCAAUCGUCGUCCAAGACCGCUACCUCUACGACUCCGUCACCAACGAGCGUUUCUUCAUGGUCGGAGUCGACUACCAACCCGGCGGUGCAGCCGCCGUAACAUCCGGCUCAGACCCCCUCUCCGAUCCCGACAUCUGCCGCCGUGACGCCUACCUCUUCCAACAACUCGGUGUAAACACGAUUCGAGUCUACUCCAUCGAUCCCACCAUCUCGCACGAUGAGUGUUUUGGGAUUCUGAAUGCGGCCGGGAUUUAUGUCGUGCUGGACGUGAACUCGCCGUUGGAGGGACAACAUCUCAAUCGCUAUGAGCCGUGGACGACGUAUACAGGUCCGUACAUGGAACACGUGUUUUCAGUUAUCGAGGCCACGAGCGGGUAUCCUAACCUCCUCGGCUAUUUCGCCGGAAACGAGGUGGUGAAUGACGAGGAAAGCGCCGAAUUCUCCCCUCGCUAUCUCAAAGCCGUCACGCGUGACAUGAAGUCCUACAUCUCCAACCACGCUUCACGCGAUAUCCCCGUCGGGUACUCUGCCGCAGACGACUUGAAGUACCGUGUCGAGCUCGCUGAAUACCUGGCCUGCGGCGACGACGGAAACGCAGAUUUCUUCGGUGUGAACAGUUACAGCUGGUGUGGCACCCAAACCUUCCAAAGCUCCGGCUACGACAAACUCACCGCCGCAUUCGACAACUUCACAAUCCCCGUCUUCUUCUCCGAAUACGGAUGUAUCGAAGUCACACCCCGUAUCUUCCAAGAAGUCGAGGCGUUGUACACGACGAAUAUGACGUCCGUUUUCAGCGGUGGUUUGAUUUACGAGUUCUCGAUGGAGGAGAAUGGGUACGGUAUCGUCGAGAUCGAUCACGAUGAUGAAUCUCUCACGCUACUCCCGGACUACGAAGCCCUCCGUACCCGAUACGCAGCAGUCCCCACCGCCGUCCCUGGCCCCGCCCUCACCCGCUCCGGCGGCUCCUCAAACGCCUACGCCACCGGUCCUACUUGCCCCGACGCCGGCGCCUACACCAACAUCAACGGCACCACCUCCCUCCCAGCCGCAGUCGAUAACGUCCCAGACCUCAUCGCGGACGGCAUCCCCACCGACCUAAACAUCUGGCGCGGACGACCCGUGAUCACGGAUAUGGACACCGAGACGACGUUGAGGAUCGUUGGGGUUGAUGGGGGUGAGGUGCAGCAGAAAGCGUUGGUGAGGAUGAGAAGAGUGAGUGUGAGGAAGAAGACGAGGACGAUGAUGAUGAUGAUGAUGAUGGCGACGAUGAAGUGCCCGCGAAGGUUGAGAGUGAGCGCAGCAGGGGGAGCGCCGGUGCGUACCAUCGUCCGAGCCAGAGCCAGAGCCAGAGCCAGAGCCAGCAGCAGCAGCUGUAUAGCGCCGAUAACCCACCCACGACACCGGAUCACAAAUUCACCUCCACCUCGCACCACUACCACCCCUACUCUUACAACCAGAAGCCGGCGCCGUUAUGGGGAAAACACAAACGCGCAAGGAGCGACUCACCCGACAGCGACGACAUCUCGAGUGAUGGCUCAGUCUACCAAGACUCCCACAACCGCCAACGCCGGCGUAAAUCCUCCACCUCUCGCCCUCGGGCUCAAAGCAGCACUUCGUCCCGCCCCGUGGUGUCGCAUAAGACAUCUACGGCAUCCCUCGCUACGUCCACCACGACUCCCUUCCCCACGACCUCGACCCUCGCCUCAACUGUCCCCGCCGCCAGCGCCUCACUUCCAGUCCCCGUUCCGACGAAGCGCAGUUUGAAGCCAGGAGCCACGCCAGUGU